AUGGCUGUUACGUUCUCAGAUCUGAACACAGAAUCCGGCCUCAAGGCCCUUAAUGAGUUUCUCUCCGACAAAUCUUACAUCUCCGGGGAUCAAUUGACGAAAGAUGAUAUUAAGGUGUAUGCGGCUGUUUUGGAGAAACCGAGCGAUCUGUACACUAAUGCCAGUCAGUGGUAUGAAAGAGUUUCCUUGAAGCUAGCAGCCAGCUUUCCAGGGAAGGCUGUAGGUGUGAGAAUUGGAGGCCAAGCUGCUCCUGCUGAAGCUGCACCAGUUAAGGAGGAAGCCAAGGAGCCUGCUGGUGAUGAUGAUGAUGAUCUUGAUCUCUUCGGUGAUGAGACAGAAGAGGAAAAGAAGGCAGCAGAGCAGAGGGAAGCUGCCAAGGCAUCUUCCAAAAAGAAAGAGAGUGGGAAAUCAUCUGUUCUUAUGGAUGUAAAGCCUUGGGAUGAUGAGACAGACAUGAAGAAGCUCGAAGAGGCUGUUCGUAGUGUUGAGUUGCCCGGCCUCUUGUGGGGAGCAUCGAAAUUGGUUGCUGUUGGUUACGGAAUUAAGAAACUGCAGAUCAUGAUGACCAUAGUUGACGAUCUCGUCUCAGUGGAUGAUCUCAUAGAAGAGCAUCUCACAGUCGAGCCUAUCAAUGAAUACGUGCAAAGCUGCGACAUUGUUGCCUUCAACAAAAUCUGA
This is a messenger RNA of Fraxinus pennsylvanica, 678 nucleotides long. Lineage: Eukaryota; Viridiplantae; Streptophyta; Magnoliopsida; Lamiales; Oleaceae. The record is from the annotation of a GenBank genome assembly.